AUCUGAAAAAGGCGCAAAAUGGUGGUCUCAUUUCCGGCUCUCCUGCGACCCUUCCGACUCUGUCGAUGGGACCCGACACCCUGGGCGCGGUUGGCAGGGCCUACAAAGCUCAGGACCGGUGACCCAAACUCUUGGGCCCCUGCCAGGAUGGCGGUGACAGUGACGCUGGAGCCCGCGGGCCGCUGCCGCUGGGACGAGCCGGUGAGCAUCGCCGUGCGCGGCCUGGCCCCGGGACAGCCGGUCACGCUGCGCGCGUCCCUGCGCGACGAGAAGGACGAGCUCUUCCGAGCCCACGCGCGCUACUGCGCCGACGCCCACGGCCAGCUGGACCUCGAGCGCGCGCCCGCGCUGGGCGGCAGCUUCACGGGCCUCGAGCCCAUGGGGCUCCUCUGGGCUCUGGAGCCCGAGAAGCCCUUGCUGCGGCUGGUGAAGCGGGACGUGCAGACGCCCUUCGCCGUGGAGCUGGAGGUGCUCCAUGGCCACGACCCGGAGGCCGGAGGGCUCCUGGGCCGCGCGGUGCACGAGCGCGACUUCCUGGCGCCGGGGGUGCGGCGCGAGCCCGUGCGCUCGGGCCGGGUGCGCGCCACGCUCUUCUUGCCGCCGGGACCUGCACCCUUUCCUGGGAUUGUGGACAUUUCUGGAACUGGACGUGGCCUUCCGGAAUAUCGAGCUAGUCUGCUGGCUGGGAAGGGUUUUGCUGUGAUGGCUCUGGCUUAUUAUAACUAUGAAGACCUCCCCAAGAGCAUAGAGAACCUCCACCUGGAGUACUUUGAAGAAGCUAUGAACUACCUGCUUAAUCACCCUAAGGUAAAGGGCCCAGGGGUAGGGCUGCUUGGGAUUUCCAAAGGAGGCGAACUCUGCCUCUCCAUGGCCUCGUUCCUGAAGGGCAUCACCGCGGCUGUCAUAAUCAAUGGCUCUGUGGCCAGUGUCGGCGGAACCUUACACUACAAGGGAGAGACACUGCCGCCUGUGGGUGUCAGCCGAAGUCGAUUCAAGGUGACCACAGAUGGCCUAACAGACAUUUUGGAUGUCCUGAACAGCCCUCUGGAAGGACCUGAUCAGAAGAGCUUCAUUCCUGUGGAAAGGGCUGAGUGUGCCUUCCUGUUCCUUGUGGGUCAGGAUGACCACAACUGGAAGAGUGAAUUCUAUGCUAAUGAGGCCUCUAAACGCUUGCAGGCCCAUAGUAAGGCGAAGCCCCAGAUCAUCUGUUACCCAGGGGCGGGACACUACAUUGAGCCUCCUUACUUCCCCAUGUGCCGGGCUUCCCUGCACACCUUGGUGGGCAGUCCUGUCAUCUGGGGAGGGGAGCCCAGGGCUCAUGCCAGGGCCCAGGUGGAUGCUUGGCAGCAGCUCCAGACUUUCUUCCACAAACACCUGGGUGGGGAAAAGGGGCCAAUCCCAGGAAUGCUGUAAUCGUUUAUCCCGGGGACAGCUGCCACAAUUAGUGUAUAUGUGUAGGUUUUUUCUUUUUAAUAAUUACUUCAGUGUUAAAGUGAAUGUACCAAGAAAUUUUCAAGAUAUUUCUAAAUUACAUACUUUUUCAGUUGUUUGGGAGGAGAGUGAUUCUACAGAAACCACAACAGGUGGAGAAAGCAUGCCCUUUAGUGUCUAACAACACGUAACUGACAAGACUUUAGCUCUGAAAGGAAAAGAGUAAUACCUGGUACACAAUUGGUGCUUAGUUAUUAUUUGAAUAAUUUACUAUGGAUUUUGUUUAAUAAUUAAUUUAUAAAUAAAUGAUUACCUACUGUGGAAGAAAAGCAUACAAAAUAUCAAAAAUAUCAGAUCUGACUUUCUAAUUUAAGAAUGGAAGUGAACAUCUUAGCUGUAAAUUUAUACUAGUUAUAGAACUACUUAGAUGAAAAAAAUUACUAAAAAUUUUCAAAGCAAGUACGGUUUUAGUUCUUUGAUAUCUUCUCCUUGAAUGAGUAAGCAUUCUCCUCAUGCAAGUGUAUUUUAAGUUAUUUUUGUAUCUUCACAUAUGGACCUUUGUGAUCUAGUUAUUUUGAAAGCUGGUAAAACAUUUAGAUGAAUUUCAUAAGUGACUUUAAUAAUGAUUAGCGUGCAAAUAAAUUAUUCAGUUUUGUACCACUUGAUAUAAAUAGUUCCAUAUUAAACUUACUGAACUUUUCUAAAGCUUAAUGUGUUUAAAAUAAAAAACACCUUAAUUUGUGAUAUGGUAUUCCAGUUCCUCAACUUUCUUUUUCAGUAAAGCAAUUCCUGAUAGGUGUUUUUUCUCAAAAUUCAAAAACAAUACAGAACUCUUUUUGUUUUGCCAGCUGUUUUUUUCUUCUAUACCAUUGUGAGGCAGGUGUCGUCUUCAUUUUACAGAUGAGGAAACUGAGACUCAGUACCUGCGUGGUACCUCUAGAGCUGGGGCCUCGGCUCCCCACAUCAAGUUUCUUCUCUCUUGAGCCCGUCCAUGCCCUGUGCAGGGCAGCAGCCCCAGUCACAGGCAAAGGAAGUGGCUCGUCUUUCUCCUGCCUAAGUUCUCAGGGGAGUUC
Globicephala melas (long-finned pilot whale) is the source of this 2504-nucleotide messenger RNA. Its product is annotated as acyl-coenzyme A thioesterase 1-like. Gene Ontology annotation, biological process: fatty acid metabolic process; acyl-CoA metabolic process. NCBI's taxonomy places the organism in Eukaryota, Metazoa, Chordata, Mammalia, Artiodactyla, Delphinidae. Gene Ontology annotation, molecular function: fatty acyl-CoA hydrolase activity. The record is from RefSeq and is a predicted model, not a curated record.